Molecule: messenger RNA, 697 nt
Organism: Batrachochytrium dendrobatidis JAM81
Lineage: Eukaryota; Fungi; Chytridiomycota; Chytridiomycetes; Rhizophydiales
Exons: 2
Coding region: 29-577 (182 amino acids)
Molecular function (GO): protein binding
Source: RefSeq, a predicted model, not a curated record
ACGUCGAUCAGGAUCCUUGCACUCUUAUAUGGCCGAGCAUGGAUUUUUGCUAUCCCCUGCUGCUGAAGAAGAACACGGUGACUUGCUGCCACUGUCGAUGCAGGCCAAUGCACGUUCCAUACAACAACCACCCUCGUUCAAAAUAGAGCGUGUUACAAGCAUAUCAACGUUUGAAGAUCCAUCAUCCAUGUCCAUUUCGAUUCUCGAUCCAGUUCCCUCUAAUAUUGACAAUGUCGCAGUAGGCGAUGCUUAUCAAAAUGAUCGACCGCUGAGAAGAAGAAGCAAUACCAACUCGAUUGCGAAUGACUAUUUUGAUGGCGAUGCAGAACUUUUGAAUAUGUCAUCGCAUUCGAUCAAGCCAACAAGACCUGGAUCAUGGCUGGUUCAAUCGCAUCAGCUUGCUAUAGCGCAAGACUCGUAUCAUGCUCAAGAUAGCACUGAAUUGAAUUUACAUACUGGGGAUAAAAUCGAAGUUUUAGAUUGCACUGAUCCAUUUUGGUGGACAGGACGACUUGGAAAACGUCGUGACCAGAUUGGACUUUUUCCAGCAUCGUUGACUUCCAAAGACAUCCAUUAAACAUUGGGAAUAAUGGCAAGACCGAAUUUGUCCAGCUACAAUUGUUAAUCAAGCGUCUACGCACAAUUAGCACAUUGUUUUAUCCAUCGCUCAAUAAAAUAAGGUUAAGAAAAGCAGUGC